AUGUCGAAUGAUAAUGCAACAUCAUUAAUACAAAUUGCAGAAUCAAGAGGAUCUUUAGUCGCUGCUUACUAUGCAUUAAUUUUGGUCAUCAUUGGCACUUUAUUCAAUAUUAUUACAUUUAUUGUGCUUUGUCGAUCAACAUUUAAAAAUGUUGCAGCAAGACCUAUACUUCAUUAUAUGAGAGCAAUGGCUAUUUUUGAUAUUCUUAUGUUAUACGGAUGGAAUCUAGAUCAUUACGUUUCUGUCAUACAUGGAUUUCAAAUUCAAACAUUAAAUAUACCCUUCUGCAAAUUUUUGUCUUUUCUUAAUUAUUUUGCUUCUCAAUCAUCAGCUUGGCUUCGUGUCUUUGUUUCAUUUGAUCGAUAUUUAUCAUUAAGCCGUCUUCAUCGAACAUGGUUUAGUCAACCGAAAAAUGUUCUUAUUAUAAUUACAAGCAUAAUGAUUGUCCUGUUUUUACUUAACUUUCAGUUUUUUCUUUUUGAAUGUUAUUAUACAGCACAUGGUUCAAUUACUUCAUAUUCUUUGGUAUUUCAAAUAUAUCCACUAUGGGAUUAUAUCAAUUUAGGUGUGUACAAUUGUGCACCAUUUAUAUUGAUGGUGAUAUUCAAUAGUGGAGUGAUUUGUCAUUUAUUUUAUCUUCGUCGCACAACUACUCUCCAAAAUUCACGCAUUCAACAGCGACCUAUUUCAAUUACGUUAGUCAUUACAACAUUCAUGUUUCUAUUUAUGACAAUACCAUCUACAGUAGGUUUCGCAUUCUUUUCUAGAACAAAUGCUAAGGUUUUGUAUAUUUUUGAUGCACUUCUUUAUACUUAUCAUAUAUUAUCAUUUCCAUUAUAUGUGAUUACAUUUGAUGAAUUCCGACAAAACUUCGUUUCAAUGAUUACAUAUAGAAGAAAUAAUAGAAGAAUUAUACCAGUAAUACAAGCUGGCAUUACACCAAAGAUAAAUAAUUUUGCAAAACCGAUCAUCAAUACUUGA
This is a messenger RNA of Rotaria socialis, 981 nucleotides long. Lineage: Eukaryota; Metazoa; Rotifera; Eurotatoria; Philodinida; Philodinidae. The record is from the annotation of a GenBank genome assembly.